AAUUAAAUCAACAUGUCUAAACGAUGGACAAUCAUAUCAUACCUGAUACUCGUCUAUACCUGUUACAGGUGUACAUGGGCCCAAACACAAUUACCUGAACAACCAACCAAUAAUUUAGAUUUAGAAGCAGCACUGCCAGAACCCAGAGCUUAUGUACCCGAUUCCCAAUAUCUAGACUUUGUCUAUCACAAUCAUGAAGAGUUAACAAGAUUUUUAAGAGCAACUAGUGCUCGCUAUCCUAAUCUAACUGCCUUGUAUUCGAUUGGUAAGUCUAUACAGGGUCGAGAGUUAUGGGUGUUGGUGGUCUCCUCCUCACCCUAUGAACACAUGAUCGGUAAACCAGAUGUCAAAUAUGUUGGCAAUAUUCAUGGCAAUGAACCUGUGGGUCGGGAGUUACUAUUGCAUUUGAUCCAAUAUUUGGUGUCCAGCUAUGAUACUGAUCAAUAUGUUAAAUGGCUGCUGGAUAAUACUCGCAUCCAUAUAAUGCCUUCAAUGAAUCCCGAUGGCUUUGCCGUCUCCAAGGAGGGUACCUGUGAUGGCGGUCAGGGCAGAUACAAUGCCCGUGGCUUUGAUUUGAAUCGCAAUUUCCCCGACUACUUUAAGCAGAACAAUAAACGUGGCCAACCGGAAACGGAUGCUGUUAAGGAUUGGAUCUCGAAAAUACAAUUCGUUUUGAGUGGCAGUUUACAUGGCGGGGCCCUGGUGGCCAGUUAUCCCUAUGAUAAUACACCAAAUGCUAGUCCUUUGGGCGCAGUGUUUCAAACAUAUUCAGCGGCACCCUCACUCACCCCUGACGAUGAUGUGUUCAAGCAUUUAUCUUUGGUCUAUGCUAAAAAUCAUGCCAAAAUGUCACGCGGUGUGGCCUGCAAAUCUGCCACCCCGGCCUUUGAGAAUGGCAUUACUAAUGGUGCUGCCUGGUACCCUUUGACUGGUGGCAUGCAGGAUUAUCAAUAUGUUUGGUAUGGAUGUAUGGAAGUGACAUUGGAAAUCUCCUGCUGUAAAUAUCCACCAGCCUAUGAAUUGCGUAAAUAUUGGGAAGAUAAUCAAUUGUCCAUGAUCAAAUUCCUUGCCGAGGCCCAUCGCGGUGUCCAAGGUUUUGUCUUCGACAACAAUAACAAUCCCAUUGAAAGGGCAUCCCUAAAAAUUAAGGGACGCGAUGUUGGUUUCCAAACAACCAAACAUGGUGAGUUCUGGAGAAUAUUGCUGCCGGGUUAUUAUAAAUUGGAGGUAUUUGCUGAGGGCUAUUCUCCACGAGAAAUUGAAUUUGUCGUUGUCGAACAACAUCCAACAUUGCUGAAUGUCACGCUGUCACCAUCUAAGCGCACCGAGGGCGGUUCAUUAUCACCCAUUUCACCGCUAUAUCGACCCAUACCCGGCCCACCACCACACCUCUAUCGUCCACCCACACCCGGCUAUGGUGGCGGUGAUUCCAGUAUCUUCUCCUCCAUUACCAGCGGUCUCAAUAAUCUCUAUUCGAAUCUGUUCGGCUGAUCGUUUCUCUUCGUGAUCGAAAUAUUUCUCGAUUAUCGUACCAUUUAUUUAUUUAUAACAUUUUUCAUAAUACUAUCGAUAAUUCAUAUAGCAAGUCGUGAAGAUUUCGAUCCGUUGCCCCAGGAGGGGGAGGAAUAA
Musca vetustissima is the source of this 1629-nucleotide messenger RNA. RefSeq names its product carboxypeptidase D-like. Lineage: Eukaryota; Metazoa; Arthropoda; Insecta; Diptera; Muscidae. Gene Ontology annotation, biological process: proteolysis. The coding region runs from base 13 to 1491 and encodes 492 amino acids. The transcript has 7 exons. The record is from RefSeq and is a predicted model, not a curated record. Gene Ontology annotation, molecular function: metallocarboxypeptidase activity; zinc ion binding. Gene Ontology annotation, cellular component: cell surface.